Molecule: messenger RNA, 2169 nt
Organism: Tetranychus urticae (two-spotted spider mite)
Lineage: Eukaryota; Metazoa; Arthropoda; Arachnida; Trombidiformes; Tetranychidae
Product: mitochondrial disaggregase
Biological process (GO): cellular response to heat
Cellular component (GO): mitochondrion; cytoplasm
Molecular function (GO): protein binding; ATP binding; ATP hydrolysis activity
Source: RefSeq, a predicted model, not a curated record
UCACCAAAUUCAUUUAAUGCUUUAUGAAUUGUGAAUUGUUAUCCUUUAUUUAAGGUGCUUAUUAUUUUGAUUGUUUCCAAUUUAUCUACUGAUUCAGUUAGUAUUGUAUUGUAUUAUUGUUGGUUUGAUUUAAUUUCGAAGAGUCCUGGAGUUAUCGUGUUUCUACGACUAUUCCUUUACAAAAAUCAUCGAUUUUUCCGAUCUUGAUUAAAGACUAACUCAUGCUGUCGUGUUUUCCGGCAAAUUUUGAAGACCAAUAUGCUCAUCAACACUGUUUUUAACAAGCUUUUGACGCAAAAUUUAUUGCGGUCAAAUUCUGGUCAUAUCAGAUACUUGACUAGACAAUUUUCCAGACAGUCCAAUUAUCGAUUUAAAAGUCAAAGAAACUUUAUUGGAGCAUUAGCACCUCGCUAUUGGUAUCUUUCUGCGCUUCUUCCAGUAAGCUAUCUUUUUAAAGAUAAUAUUUCUAAUCUAUUCACAGUACAUGCAUUAAGGUUUGAUAAAGGAUCAAUUCAAGUCGACAGAUUUUUCGAUGCCUGCCAAACAGGAGAUUUGGCAACGAUAAAAUCAAUUGUUAACGAAACUUAUAAUUUUGAUAUAAAUGUUCGCCAUACUCUUGGUUGGACUGCUCUGCAUGUAGCUGCUGCCAAUGGCAAUUCCAAAGUUGUUAAAUAUUUAAUUGAAUUAGGAGCCAAUGUUAAUAUUGAAGAUUAUUACACAAUUCGAAGUGCAAAUGAUAUCGGUAAAGUUCAAAUACGAAGAAAUGAAUUUAAUAUGCUGUUGAAACCAGGUAAAAACUAUGAGGGUUGUACACCUCUUCAUUACGCCGUUCUUAUUGAUGAUCUGGAAACUGUUAUGGUACUAACUGAAAACGGAGCUGAUCCCUUCUAUGUCAACAAAUUGGGACACAAGCCUAUCGACUAUGUCGACCCUGAUAACCACCUGAUGGUUGAACAUUUGACUAAAUAUGCUUCCAAGUACGAGGAAUUAGUUAAGAAAAGGCAGAUGGAGGAAAGGAGAAAGUUUCCUCUCGAAAAAAGACUAAAACAAUUCAUUGUUGGUCAAGAAGCUGCUAUAGCAAUUGUUGCCUCAACUAUCAGAAGAAAAGAGAAUGGGUGGUUUGAUGAAGAUCAUCCUUUAGUAUUUUUGUUCCUUGGAUCAUCCGGAAUAGGAAAAACUGAAUUAGCCAAACAAGUAGCCAAAUAUAUUCAUCAAAAUAAUCCUAAAGGAUUCAUUCGAUUAGAUAUGUCCGAGUUUCAAUCCAAAGCUGAAGUGUCUCGAUUCAUUGGCUCGCCUCCUGGUUAUGUUGGUUAUCAAGAGGGUGGACAACUAACUAAAGCAUUGCAAGAAUGUCCCAAUGCUGUUGUAUUGUUUGAUGAAGUUGAAAAAGCACAUCCCGAUGUAUUGACAAUUAUGCUUCAACUUUUCGAUGAGGGUCGUCUGACUGAUGGACAAGGCACAACUAUUGAAUGCAAGGAUGCUAUUUUUAUCAUGACUAGUAAUCUGGCCAGUGAUGAGAUUGCUGAAUAUGGUCUUCAAUUGAGAAAGGAAGCUAGAGCUUUAACAAUGAAGCGAUUAAAUGUCGACUUAAAAGAUGAACUAUCGAAUUCAUCUAGUGAUAUAACAGUUUCAGAACAUUUCAAAGAGAAAGUUGUCCGACCCAUUCUUAAAUGGCAUUUCAAGCGAGACGAAUUUCUGGGUCGAAUAAAUGAAAUGGUUUACUUUCUUCCAUUCUCUGAAACAGAACUCAAUGAAUUAGUCACAAAAGAAUUAGAAGGCUGGUCUAAACGAGCACAAGAACGACAUCAAAUUAAGCUUUCAUGGGAUCGAGAAGUAAUUCAAAUAUUAACUGCCGGUUAUAAUAUUCACUAUGGAGCCAGAAGUAUUAAACAUGAAAUUGAACGUCAAGUAGUCAAUCAGUUAGCUGAAGCAUAUGAAUCUGGAAUAAUUAGUAAUGGAUUCGGAGUUCAUUUGAGUGUCGUUGAAGAUAAACCCAAAGAUGAUUCAGAAAAACCAAAAGCACAUCUCAAAAUGAAUAUCAUAAAACCAGGAUCAUUUAAAACUAGUUCAAACAAUUAAAUUAUCUUAAUUUCUGUAAUAUUCUUAAUUUAACUAAAGAAAAUAAUAAUUUUCUGUAAAUUCGCUGUAAAUUAAAAUGUUUCAUGUAAA